AUGAGCGAAUCCCAUGAAAACGACAACAAUGACAAUGACAAUGGCAAUAAUGGCAACGCCAACGCCAACGCCAACCCUACACUAGGACCUCGAAAAUCCAAGAAACGAGAAAGCAUGGCAGUCUUCUUUGACGGAGCUCCACUUUUCAAUAUGGACGACGACGAUGAGUUGGAACCUAGUAGUACUUUACCCAUGGUUGGUGACGUAGAAAGUAUUAAUACUAAUUCUAGAAGAGGAGCUGUCAAGCGGAAUAGUUUGGCUGUGCCUUCCGAGACGCAAACAGUAGGCGCUUCCGAAGGCUCCAAGAGUCCAAUGUCCAACAAGUACACCGCAAGAGAACACAAAUUCAUCGUUGCCAUCGCCAUGAUUCUUGCCUUUAACUCUGGCUUCAGCAAUGGGGUUUGUCUCAGUGGCAUUCUUACUCCACCGCAUCUCAGGUGGCAGUCUCAGUCCACUUCUGGCUUUACCGGUGGAUACACCAAAUCGGCUCUGGCGUUGGCCGACCAAGAAGGAAAUUACAUUGAAGGAUUUUCUCAAGUGGAGUUUUUUGGAUAUCAGCUCUUAAUGAUUUUCAGUUUCAUGGGAGGUUCUUGUAUCAGUGCCUUGAUGAAUCCAAGACCAGCUCCUUGGAGAUUGGCUCCAAUGUAUGCUCCCACCUUCUUCAUUGGUGGAGUAUUCAUGUGCAUUGCUGCCGUCUUGAGUGUGGAAGAUAUAUCGGGCACGGCACAUUUUUAUUAUUUUGUGGCGGCUGCCAAUGGGAUUCAAAAUGGAAUCUCAAGCAUGUAUUCCGCCAAUCUCAUUCGAACCACACAUCUGACCGGAGCAAGUACGGAUAUUGGAUUGUUUAUUGGACAAGCCAUUCGAGGAAACAAUAAAAAUACUUGGAAAUUGAGAAUUUUGAUUGCAUUGGCACUGUCGUUUUGGACUGGAGGACUAUUGUCAUUUUGGGCAGUUCGAGUUUGGUUGCAAUAUACCCUCUUGGUCAAUGCCGCCAUUUUUGGAUUUGUAUUUUGUCUAUGCGUUUGGUUCUUGGCCCAUAAUUUGCACAUUCCGGCGCAUAGAGCCUUGCAAGGAACGUGGCAUUGGCAAAAGGCAUUGCAUGACAUUGGAUAUCGAUCGGGACAAGAUGGCGCGGCACAAUCCAAAGAAGCCUUGAAAGAAAUAUUUUCAAAGAUGGACAUUGAUGGAAAUGGGGAUGUCAAUAGAGAAGAAUUCAUCAGGGGUCUCAAGGCAGCUGGCAUGAACGAGGUCUCGCAAAAACAAUUCAAUGCCAUGUUUGAUGUAUGUGAUACCAGUGGAGAUGGGACUAUUAGUUUUCAAGAAUUUCAACAAUUGGUGGAAGGAGACAAUGCGUUGGUGGGUUAG
Cylindrotheca closterium is the source of this 1365-nucleotide messenger RNA. The record is from the annotation of a GenBank genome assembly. NCBI's taxonomy places the organism in Eukaryota, Bacillariophyta, Bacillariophyceae, Bacillariales, Bacillariaceae.